CAAGUUUUGCUAAUUUCUUGGCUUAUAUUCAUGAACACGACUACUUACAGUGGGGAUUGCCGAAUAUCAUUCUUCAACAUAUCUUCUCUGGGAUUUUGGGAGAACCUAAAAUCACCUGAUGUGGUUUUUGGAUACUCACUGCCUCUCCUGGAGAUUCAAAUAAUACUUAUAUUCUUCUGUAUUGUCAUGUCUCACAUGUUGCUCAGAUGCAUCGGCAUUUCCCAGAUCGUUUCAUAUAUGAUUGCUGGAAUAAUUUUAGGGCCUCAACUUUUCGAUUUACUGGAGAAAUCUUCAGAGAAACUAUCUGCGGAUCCUGCGUUGGAUGGAACCGCGGCGUUAAGAUGCAUCUCGGUGUUUGGAAGACUAAUGUUUACGUUUCUAAUGACUGUUAGAACCAGCAGGCGAGUGGCGUUUCAUAGCGGAAAUUUGCCCGUUGUGAUUGGGAUCGUGUCCUUCUUUGCUCCUCUGUUUGGUCUCGGUUUCGUGAACCUUUUCUCUGACAACAUCGACCCUCACUACAUGCCUCUAGAUAAAGCCCUGAGCGAGCGCUUUGCGAUUGUCAUAACUCAGUCUACGAUACUUUUGCCUUCCACUACAUAUAUAUUGCUAGAGCUCAAGAUCAUCAACUCCGAGCUUGGUCGCCUUGCAUUGUCUGCAUGUGUUAUCAACGACAUCUUGGGGAUUUUUGCCAUGAUGGUCGCCACUAUACAAGCAACCUACAUUCAUGUUUCACAUGCAACAGCCUAUCGUGACAUUGUUGCAAUGAUCAUCUUCUUUCUAAUCGUUUUUCUUGUUUUGAAGCCGAUGGUGCAAUGGGUCAUAGACCGCACACCCGAAGACAAGCCAGUGAAGGAUAUAUACAUUCAUGCCGUGAUUCUGACUGUAUUUGCUUCAGCGGCUUAUUUUGUGUUUUUCAACAUGAAAUACAUCUUAGGACCAUUAAUAAUCGGCAUCAUCAUACCGGAGGGUCCACCGUUAGGAUCGGCUCUCGAGGCUAAGUUUGAGAGGCUCACGAUGAACGUGUUCUUACCAAUCUCAAUAACAUUCAGCGCGAUGAGAUGUGAUGUAGUAAGGAUCUUUAGCCAGUUCACUGACAUCUUCUUCAACAUCUUCCUAACAUUUCUUAUACUUGUCAUAAAACUGGUCGCAUGCCUUACACCUUGCUUGUACUACAAGUUACCUCUCAGUGAAUCCAUGGCUGUUUCCCUCAUCUUGAGCUACAAAAGUUUUGUUGAAUUCGUUCUCUAUGAAGCUGUAUUAGAGGAAAAGUUGAUAUCGCAGGCCACUUACGCGUUCUUAAUCAUAUAUUCACUAUUAAAUGCAGGGAUUGUUCCUAUGGUCUUAAGGAGCAUGUACGAUCCAAAACGAAAGUAUGUUAAUUACCAGAAAAGGGACAUAUUGCAUCUAGAACCAAACUCAGAUCUUCGAAUUCUAACUUGUUUGUACAAACAAGAAAACGUCUCUGAGACCAUUGCACUCCUUCAAUUGUUGUCCUCACCGAACCUUGACUUCCCUAUCACGGUCAUAGUUCUCCACCUUGUGAAGCUAGUUGGUCAGAUCAACCCUAUCAUAGUCUCACAUGACAAGAAGUUGAAAAGGCUUCACAAAAACUCGUACAUCCAUACCGCAAACCUUGCCUUUAAACAGUUCAUGCAAGAAAGCUUAGCGUCUGUAACCGUGACAACGUUCACCGCUUUUUCGCAUGAGAACUUGAUGCACGAAGACAUUUGCACACUUGCACUGGACCGGACGACAUCGAUGAUUAUCGUCCCAUCGGGGAGGAAAUGGACCAUAGAUGGGAUCUAUGAGUCUGACGACAAUGCCAUAAGACAUAUAAACCAGUCAUUACUCGAUAGUGCGCCUUGUUCUAUAGGCAUUUUAGUAGAUCGUGGACAGUUCUCGCGGAAAACCAAUGUAACAAGCAAGAAUAGGUACAACAUUGAUGUCGGUGUACUAUUCAUUGGAGGCAAAGACGAUAGGGAGGCACUAUCAUUGGUGAAGAGGAUGAAACAUAACCCGAGGGUUCGUGUAACCGUGAUUCGACUCAUCUUCAACCAUGAAAUAGAGUCAGAUUGGGACUAUAUUCUUGAUAACGAAGGCUUAAAGGAUUUGAUGAGUACUAAAGACAACAAAGAUAUUGUUUAUACAGAGAGGAUCGUGAACAGUGGUGUUGAGGUAGUCAAAGCUGUCCAAUUGCUUGCAAAAGAGUACGAUCUUAUGGUGGUUGGCAGAGAUCAUGAUAUGACAUCACAAGACUUAUCAGGACUAAUGGAAUGGGUCGAACUACCAGAGUUAGGUGUCAUCGGGGAUUUGCUGGCGGCUAGAGAUCUAAGCUCUAAGAUCUCGGCUGGAAUAAUUCUAGGGCCUCAGCUUUUCGAUAUACUAGAGAAAUCUUCAGGGAAACUAUCGGUGGAUCCUGCGCUGGAUGGAACUGCGGCGUUAAGAUGCAUCUCGGUGUUUGGAACACUAAUGUUUACGUUUCUAAUGACAGUUAGAACCAGCAGGCGAGUGGCGUUCCAUAGCGGAAAACUACCCGUUGUAAUCGGGAUUGUGUCCUUCUUUGCUCCUCUGUUCGGUCUCGGUUUCCAGAACCUUAUCUCUGACAACAUCGACCCUCAUUACAUGCCUCUAAAUAAAGCACUGGGCGAGCGCACUGCGAUUGUCGUAACUCAAUCUUCAAUACUUUUGCCUUCCACUACAUAUAUCUUGCUAGAGCUCAAGAUCAUCAACUCUGAGCUUGGUCGCCUUGCAUUGGCUUCAUGUGUUAUCAACGACAUCUUGGGGAUUUUUUCCAUGAUAGUCGCCUCUAUACAAGCAACCUACAUUCAUGUUUCACAUGCAACAGCCUAUCGUGACAUUGUCGCGGUGAUCAUCUUCUUUCUCGUUGUCUUUCUUGUUUUUAAGCCGAUGGUGCAAUGGGUCAUAAACCGCACACCGGAAGACAAGCCGGUGGAGGAUAUAUACAUUCAUGCCGUGAUUCUGACCGCAUUGGCUUCCGCUGUUUAUUUUGUGUCUUUCAACAUGAAAUACAUCUUAGGACCACUGAUGAUUGGCAUCAUCAUACCUGAGGGUCCACCGUUAGGAUCGGCUUUGGAGGCUAAGUUUGAGAGGCUCACGAUGAAUGUGUUCUUACCAAUCUCAGUCACAUUCAGCGCGAUGAGAUGUGAUGGAGUAAGGAUCGUUAAUCAGUUCACUGACAUCUUCUUCAACAUCUUCCUAACAUUUCUUAUACUUGUCAUAAAACUGGUCGCAUGCCUUGCACCUUGCUUGUACUACAAGUUGCCUCUUAACGAAUCCAUGGCUGUUUCCUUCAUCUUGAGCUACAAAAGUUUUGCUGAUUUCGUUCUCUAUGAAGCUGUAUUAGACGACACGUACAUAUCACAGGCCACUUACGCCUUCUUAAUCCUUUAUUCGCUACUAAAUGCCGGGAUUGUACCUACAGUCUUAAGGAGCAUGUACGAUCCUAAACGAAAAUACCUUAACUACCAGAAAAGGGACAUAUUGCACCUAGAACCAAACUCAGAUCUUCGAAUUCUAACUUGUUUGCACAAAUCAGAAAACGUCUCUGAGACCAUUGCAUUUCUCCAAUUGUUGUCCUCACCAAACCUUCACUUCCCUAUCGCGGUCACAGUUCUUCACCUUGUGAAGCUUGUUGGUCAGAUAAACCCCAUCAUAGUCUCAAACAACAAGAUGUUGAAACGGCUUAACAAAAACUCGUACAUCCAUACCGCAAACCUUGCCUUUAGACAGUUCAUGCUAGAAAGCUUAGACUCUGUAACAGUGACAACGUUCACCGCGUUCUCGCAUGAGAACUUGAUGCAUGAAGACAUUUGCACACUAGCACUUGACGGGACGACUUCGAUGAUUGUAGUCCCAUCGGGGAGGAAAUGGACCACAAAUGGGAUGUUUGAGUCUGACGACAUUGCCAUUAGACAUCUAAACCAGUCAUUACUAGAUCGUGCGCCUUGUUCUAUAGGCAUAUUAGUAGACCGUGGACAAUUCUCGCAGAAAUGUAAUGUAACAAGCAAAAGAAGGUACAACAUUGAUGUUGGUGUCCUAUUCAUUGGAGGCAAAGAUGAUAGGGAGGCACUAUCACUAGUGAAAAGGAUGAAACAUAACCCGAGGGUCCGUGUAACCGUGAUCCGACUCGUCUUCGACCAUGUAAUAGAGUCAGAUUGGGAUUAUAUUUUGGAUAAUGAAGGCUUAAAGGAUUUGAAGUGUGCAGAAGACAACAAAGAUAUUGUUUAUACAGAGAGGAUUGUGACCAGUGGUGUUGAAGUAGUCACCGCUGUCCGAUUGCUCGCCGAAGAGUAUGAUCUUAUGGUGGUCGGGAGAGAUCAUGAUAUGACAUCACAAAACUUGAUAGGACUAAUGGAGUGGGUCGAACUUCCAGAGUUAGGUGUCAUCGGGGAUUUGAUGGCGGCUAGAGAUCUCAACUCUAAGGUAUCGGUUUUAGUAGUUCAACAACAACAACAACAAACAUGACAUGUUUUGAUCGUAGGACUAUGCAUUCUUUUAGGACAAAAUUUUAGAAAAUUUUAACAUGUAUAAAUAGUCAUUCAUUUG
Messenger RNA from Arabidopsis arenosa, 4566 nucleotides. Lineage: Eukaryota; Viridiplantae; Streptophyta; Magnoliopsida; Brassicales; Brassicaceae. The record is from the annotation of a GenBank genome assembly.